GCAAGACAAGACAUUCGGAUUACUUCUCAAUUUGAACUCAAGCUACAAUGGUGUUAUCAAGGCUAUUCUAAGAGAAUCUAAGCUUCCAAGCUUUGAAGAAGUAUGCUCAAGAGUUCAAAAGGAAGAGGGAUCAAUCGGAUUGUUUGAUGGGAAGAAGGAGUUAGUGACGGCAAAUAAGGGUGUAUUCAAGCAAGAGGAUCGACGGCUCAUGGUGUGUGAACACUGUCACAAGAAAGGCCAUUUCAAGGAUAAAUGUUGGAUACUUCAUCCUCACUUGAAACCGGCAAAAUUCAAAGAGAUGAAAGCUGCCAACUUUGCUCAAGAAGGAGAGCAGGCCGAGA
This is a messenger RNA of Cuscuta europaea, 341 nucleotides long. The record is from the annotation of a GenBank genome assembly. NCBI's taxonomy places the organism in Eukaryota, Viridiplantae, Streptophyta, Magnoliopsida, Solanales, Convolvulaceae.